This is a messenger RNA of Paramecium octaurelia, 1844 nucleotides long. The record is from the annotation of a GenBank genome assembly. NCBI's taxonomy places the organism in Eukaryota, Ciliophora, Oligohymenophorea, Peniculida, Parameciidae.
AUGUUUAAUAUAAUACUAUUUCAAAUAAUCACAAACACCUUUGCAUUUCCAGAUGUAACACUCUCCUUUGGCACUCUAAUGCCUAAAUAAAAAGAUCCUGAAGAAAAUCUGCCUGCAACCAUUUACAAAGAUAACUAAAUCAAUAGAUAUUUUGAUUAUGAUCAAUUCCCAUUAUUAUCAUGUUGUCCUACCAAUCUUACAAAAUACAAAGUUGAUUCCUUAAAUCUACAUGGACAUGGUAGGUAAAAAUUUAUAUUGCCCUUAACCAUCACAAACAAUGAAAAUGAAACUAUCAUUUUGAGAUAAUUAACAAUAACUGAUUAUUUAGAAUAUUAAGAUAUUCCUGUUGCACCUAAAUUAUCAGCCCUACCUAUUCUGUAACCUCAUUAAAGCAUUGUUGUUGAGUUUAUCCAUAGUUGUGAGAGAUAAGUGAACAAUACCAAUUACUGGAGUAUAUAAAAUGUCUUUAUUCGAUUUCAAGACUUCUAGGGUUUAAAUUUCUAAUAUUAAUUUAUUUGCGACGGCAGUUUUCAUCCCAAAAGGUACUAAAUUUAAAUAAACUAUAGGUUUGAUUGGAGCAAUAUCAUUUUAAUUACAUUUGAUUCUAUUGUUAUUAUAAUUUUAGCAACUUUUGGAAAAAUUUAUUCAUUUCGAAUUGCUUUUGUAACACCAGCUAAAAGGAAGUAAUUUGAAGAACAAAACAUUUAAAAUGUAGAUCUAAGCCCUUUCUAAGGAUUUUAUUUAUACUGGCCUUAAGCCUUGGCCUACAUGGGAUUAUUAUUGAUUGCUCUAUUUACCUCAAUGAGUUUUCAAGAGAGGGCAGAGAAAAUUAUUUAAAUAUUGGUAUAUUUAAUUUGUGUUCUCACUUCAUUUCAUUUUUUCAACGAGAUCUUUGGUAAAUUCAGAAACACUAUCCCAAUUUUAAAUCAGAAGUUGUAUUGCUUAAAAAUUAGGGAUUAUUUAUCAAUGGUAUUAUCAGCUUUAUUGAUCUUCUUUUACCUCUAUUAUGAAUAACCUUGGUUUGUAUGUAUUAUAUGUUAAUUGCCCUUAGGUUAGCAAUCUUUUAUCCAUUUGCAUACUAGGAUCAUUCAUUAAAUUAUUCAAGAUAGUAUCCUUGAAAGAUGCUCUCUAAUUUUUUAUACCUCUCAUGAUAAUUGAUAUUUUUUGCUCAAUUUAUUUGAGUUAAACUGUCAGAUAUGAAUGGGAUAGUGUUGCAUUGAGAUAUUUCAACACUCCACUUUCUGCCUAAUUUCCUUAUUUUAGAUAUAUUUACAAAAAGAAAUGUGCAUGGGUUUCAAUUUUCAAUCUGCUAUUUCCUGGUAAUGAUUACUCUAAUUUAUUAGGUUUCUUUUUGGGUUAUGUCAAUAGAUUUGACAAGCAUAAGCAGACAUAUGUCUAUGAAAUUAUUGCCUUCUUUGGUUUGCUUGUUGGACUAAUUUUGUGGGUACUAAUCCAAUUCAUAACUUCAUUCCCUCUUCCAACGUAUAACAAACUAUUAUCUUAGCUCUAUCUUCACUGAAGUAUUGAUGAUUCUCACUACAGCUUUGGUUGCAGUUUAGAGAAAUGAAUUCAACAUAUUUUAUUCUGGAAACUUUUAUGAUUAGAUACUUAUGGAUCCAUUCAAAAAUGAUAUUGCUCUCCAAGAGCCAACAACUUUAGAAAUGUUUGGAUUAGGUGCUACUACUUAAGUAAUUAAAAGGAACACAAUCUAAUAAAAAGAUUUAGUUUAAAGUGGAGAAUAAGGUUUAGUUUUAAAUAGCCAACUCUUUGCUGGGCUAGCUUCUGUUAAUAGAUCAUAGUAAUAAUCCAAUAUUAUAUAAUAAAAAUAUUAAAAUCAUUACUGA